Messenger RNA from Schistocerca nitens (vagrant locust), 2002 nucleotides. RefSeq lists its product as uncharacterized. Bases 1 to 1734 code for a protein of 577 amino acids. Lineage: Eukaryota; Metazoa; Arthropoda; Insecta; Orthoptera; Acrididae. The record is from RefSeq and is a predicted model, not a curated record. Gene Ontology annotation, molecular function: chloride channel activity. The transcript has 9 exons. Gene Ontology annotation, cellular component: endoplasmic reticulum; membrane.
AUGGCACCAGUGGAUAGAGUAGCUGAGUCAACAAAGUGGUUGGCUGCCGAGGGCACCAGAAGGACAGGAGAGGGUCCAACAAACCAGAACCUGGGUGAUCUCUGCACUGUGUUUGCAUCCAUAUUUCAGCUGGAUUUUGGUUUUGUUACAGAAAUGUAUUGUGCCAUCUUGAUUGCUGCCAUAAUUUUGCUUUCACCUCCAGUAAUAAAUGCUGAGAAAGGAGAUGAGGAUGAUAACUGGGUUGAUCCAUUCUAUAUAGACAGUAAGAUGAAUACUGCUGCCGAUGACUGGAUGGACCCAUUAGAUUUGGAAGGUCACAGGAACUUGCAGAAGACUCUAAUAAAAUCUUCAUCUGAGAAUGAGAUUAUCAAACAAUUACCGGAAGAAAGUAAAAAUGCUGAACUACCAGGAAAUGUAGAGAGCACCAAAAAAAUUCUACAAAUAAAUGAAGAGAUGGAAGUUUCUGCAAAUAUGCUUGAAAAAAAUGAAGGAGAAAGUACAGAAACUGAAAGUAAAACAAAGUCUGAUGAAAAUUUGCCAAAGGAAGACAUUUGUCGAUGUGCAAAAAAUGAAAUGGAGCAUAACUUCCUUCGAAGAUUUAUUAACUUACUGGUGAACAUUUGUGUCAGUAAAAAUAACGAAAUCCAAAAAAAGAUUUCAGUUACAUUAGAAAUUUCACCAGAGGAACUGAAGCAACUACAAAGACUGAAAGAUGACACAGAUGUUGCCCCAGCCAUCAGACUGCUAAAUACCAUAAUCUCAGAUAUGAAAUUUAAUGACCAUGAGGAAGGCUACUCUUCAUUUUUUCAUGGGGUUAUACGAAUGAUUUCUUCAAAAGAGGUCUGGAUGGAAAUUGGUGUAAUCAGUUUUGCCAUCUUACCAUCAUUUUUGUUCAUACUGGGUGGAAGAAUAACAAGAAUUAUUUGUAUCACAUUACUUAUGACUUUUUCUGUGAGCUACUAUGGAACUUAUAGAUUCCUUCGGAUGAAAGCAAGAGAAAAGAACGAGAGAAUAUUAUCAGACACAUUAACAUGUACACCACAGGAACGAUCUUGGUAUCACAGUAUAUUUGGGUCCAGCAGUGAUAGUGAAUGCCAGAAAAGAUGGAAUGCUUUGCACAUUGACCCUUCUGAUGAAGUUACACCAGUGAAUGUCAUAUCCCAUAUGAUAGGAGUUAUCAUAUUCCAGCCAUUGGAGCAGUUUGGGAUCAUGUUUUCAAGUUUUUCAAGCCAAAUAUUUGAAUCACAACCAUUCUUGCGUGGAAUGGUUGUCUAUGCAACAGCUGUCCUGAUCAUUAUUAGUGUGAUCUUUUUCUGCUGUUAUGGGCUGCAUGGUAGAAGCAGAGGUCUUGGAAGCCACAAUUAUCCUUAUACAUUUGCAGGUCAGCGAUUUUGUGAUACAGAACCAGAUGCUAGCUCAUUUCAUCCAGAUAGUAGAAGCCAGAUAUUUAAUCCCAGAGGAAGAAAUAGUGUACCAGGGUCAUCGUAUGAAGCGCUUCCUCAGCAACCAGUUUAUAUUAUUACUAACUACACUGAUCGUAUCCCAAAGAACUCUCUUACUAAAAAAGUCAGAAUAAAACAACUUCCUGGAAAAGGGGAAAGUUCCAGUUCUAAAAAGAAAUCAGGAAAGUCAGUUAAAAGAAACACUAAAAAUAAUUGCAUCAUAAAUGAUAAUACUGAAAUAAACAAUGUUCCAUCAGAUAAAAUUGAGACUACUGAUGAUGAAACUUUGUAAUUGGCGCUAAAGCACUCAACUUGUAUGAUGAUAAUGUCUGAUGCCUAAGGAAUAAGAUAAAGAUUUUGGAAAUUAUCAAUUCAGGGUAAACCUCUGAAUUUCUGUCUGUGUAUGUAAAUUGAAUUUCACUUGGUUUUGAACAGAUAUUACUUUUUAAAUGUUUGUUUACUGUUGUUUUAUUGAGGAUAUGAUUCUAGAACAUGUAUUGAAGAUCCUUUUUGAUAGAAUAUUGCAUUCUUAUUUGUCUAUUAAUCCAUUUGUUAUGAAA